CGUAGGGGCAGUAGGUUUCGAUUCUUCUACAGUGUUCGUCUAUCUGAAAUCGAAUCAACCAAUCGAUCGAUCCAUCGAUUGUGGGAGAGUGAAACGAUGUGGCACGAAGCUCGUCGGUCGGAGAGGAAGGUCCAUGACAUGAUGGACGCCGCGCGGAAGAGGGCACAGAGGCGGGCUGUAUACCUAGCCAAGCGGCGGGGUGAUCCACAGCAAUCGAUACAGGUCUCAGGCUCUCGCUGCCGUGUGUACCGUGACGAUGGCCUCUACCAAGCCACCGAAGAUCAGCAAGGCCUGAUCCCAUGGAAUGGGAAACAAGACAUUAUGAUUGACAGAUUUGAUGGGCGUGCUCUUCUUGAUUUCAUAAGAGAUCCUGAUUCUAGACGAUUCCGUGUCAUUGAGAAGACAGAGGAAGAAGAAGAAUUAGAAGAGUUUGUUAGUUUUGAGCGAUACCGGGAUUUAAUUAAGCAUCGACGUAGAGGAUUUAGUGAUGAAGAAGGUCUGCAUCAUGUUAACCAAGAGAUGGAGGCUAAAACUGCUGCUUUAUUUGGAUUAGACAGGUCUCAAACAACCCAAGCUCCUGCAAACAAGGGUUCUUAUUCACAAGUGGGCUUCUCAUAUGAUGGGGGUGUGAAAGAUGAAAAUCAAGAUUCAGAUGAUGAUGAUGACGACGAUGAUGAGGAUGAGGAUGAAGAUGAUUUCAAUAGUGAUGAUAGCAAUGAUGAAGGGAUGGAUAUAAUUGCUAAAGAAUUUGGAGUGAAAAGGUAUGGGUGGCUUGUAUACAUGGAUAAAAAAGCUAAAGAAGAGGAAAGGAGACAAAAGGAAGUUGUGAAGGGAGACCCUGCAAUUAGGAAACUGAGUCGUAAAGAAAGAAGAAAAGCUUCUCAAAUUGAAAGAGAAAGGGAGAGGGAAUCAGCACGGGUUUCUGGUAGUCGUGUGCUUCAUCAUGAUCCAUAUCGGGAGUCAAGAAGAAGUCCAACAUAUGAAGCUUAUUCACGUUCUAGAAGAUCAAGAUCACGAUCAUACUCACCAUCAUCAAAAUCAAGGCGACAUGGUCGUGAUGAUUUCGAGGAUAGUCACCGGAGUAAUCCAAGGGCUCCAAAAAUAGAAUACAUAACAGAAUUUGGAGGCUCACCAGAUGGUGGUGGACCGAAGCUCGCUGGAUACACGCCUCCAUCAUCUCCUCCAUCAUCACAUGUUGGUGCAUUAAACCGGCCCUCAUCUGGACAAAUUCUUGAAGCCUUGCAUAUCGAUCCUGCUUCUGGCGUAUCGCUUGAUAGCGAACGAAAUGCAAAAUUGACAAAACCGUCCCUCGGAUCUUCAUCGGGAUUAGCAAAGUUAACGAAAGCUUCCGGAAGCGGAAGCCUCGGGAAACCACAAGGAGAGAAAAAAGAAACACCUCAAGAACGACUUAAGCGGAUCAUGAGCAAACAGUUGAACAAACAAAUUAAGAAGGACACUGCUGCUGAAAUGGCUAAGAAACGAGAACAGGAGAGACAAAGGCUUGAGAAACUUGCGGAAACUAAUAGAUUAAGUAGUAGAUACAGGCAUAGAAGCAGAAGCAGAAGUUACAGUCGCUCGCCUCCAAGGCGAUAUAGGCGGAGUAGAAGUCCAAGUAGGGGGAGAAGUUCUAGAAGGUACCAUUCACGGUCUCGAUCUCGAUCGCGGUCUGUGUCCCCUUUGCGGGCCCGCUCUCGUUCAAUCUCUCGCUCUCGCUCCCCGAGGGUGAGAAGCCGGUCAAAGUACUAAUAGUAAUAGGGUAAUGAAGUUUGAGCAAGGUUUGAAUGGUUUGUUCCGUAGUCUUACUCUUGUGAUAUUUAUGCGGUGUGUAGUGUGUACUCCUUUUGUUUGAUAUAUGAUAUAUAUAUAUUACUAUUUGGAUAUUGGAUAUAUGACAGAUAAAAUCUGUAGUUAUGAUAAAGACUUGU
Lactuca virosa is the source of this 1925-nucleotide messenger RNA. The record is from the annotation of a GenBank genome assembly. NCBI's taxonomy places the organism in Eukaryota, Viridiplantae, Streptophyta, Magnoliopsida, Asterales, Asteraceae.